AUGAACAAUGAUAUCUGUCACCUUGUGAAAGCCAAUGGUGAAAAGAUUGAAGCUAAAGGAAAAGUAGGAGAUAGCCUUUUAGAUGUGGUGGUAAAUAAUGAAAUUGAUCUUGAUGGUUAUGGAGCCUGCGAAGGAACAUUAACAUGUUCAACUUGCCACCUUAUAUUUGAAUCUGCUGAUUUUGAAUUGCCAGAAAAGGCUAGUGAUGAAGAAUUAGACAUGCUAGAUCUAGCUUAUGAUCUAACAGAUACUUCAAGAUUAGGAUGUCAAAUUAUUUUAUCAAAAGAGUUAAAUGGACUUGUUGUAAAAGUACCAGCAACCAUAAAUGAUGCACGAAGCUCGGAUUUAAAAUAAUGUUUGAAUAUCUAUUUAUUAACUGAUUUUAAUUCUUUUAAACAAUGUUGAACAAAUAUGUACAGCAAUUUUUAUCAUGUUUAAAUGUAUAUAGAUUAUUGUUAUUAAGUGGUACAUAGUUUAUUUUUACAGUUGCAAUAAAAGUAUAAUAUUUAAUAAAAUUUAUUUAUAUACGA
This is a messenger RNA of Ctenocephalides felis (cat flea), 530 nucleotides long. Its product is annotated as adrenodoxin, mitochondrial-like. Gene Ontology annotation, biological process: P450-containing electron transport chain; positive regulation of oxidoreductase activity. The record is from RefSeq and is a predicted model, not a curated record. Gene Ontology annotation, molecular function: 2 iron, 2 sulfur cluster binding. Gene Ontology annotation, cellular component: mitochondrion. Lineage: Eukaryota; Metazoa; Arthropoda; Insecta; Siphonaptera; Pulicidae.